Amphiprion ocellaris (clown anemonefish) is the source of this 944-nucleotide messenger RNA. Its product is annotated as motor neuron and pancreas homeobox protein 1-like. Gene Ontology annotation, molecular function: sequence-specific double-stranded DNA binding; DNA-binding transcription factor activity, RNA polymerase II-specific. The record is from RefSeq and is a predicted model, not a curated record. The transcript has 3 exons. Gene Ontology annotation, cellular component: nucleus. Gene Ontology annotation, biological process: central nervous system development; regulation of DNA-templated transcription; spinal cord motor neuron cell fate specification. The coding region runs from base 1 to 504 and encodes 167 amino acids. Lineage: Eukaryota; Metazoa; Chordata; Actinopteri; Pomacentridae.
AUGGAAAUACCUAUUUUCAGAAAGAUCACCAACAUCAUUGUGCAUGAUGGGACAGCAUUCACCAGUCAGCAGCUGCUGGAACUGGAAAACCAGUUUAAGCUCAACAAGUACCUGUCCAGGCCUAAACGCUUUGAGGUGGCCACUUCUCUCAUGCUGACUGAGACUCAGGUAAAGAUCUGGUUCCAGAACAGACGCAUGAAGUGGAAGAGAAGUCGCAAAGCCAAAGAACAAGUAACCCCAACCUCCCUGACAGACACAGAAAGAACCGGGAUGGACAUACAGAGCAUGAAGCCUCAUGGUGGCUCUCACAGGUCGAGCAUGGAGGAUGAUGAUGAGAUUGAAGGGGAGGAUGAGGAUGAGAAAGAGGAGAUAGAGGUGCUGAGGGAAGGCUCCAUCAGCUUCACACGACAUGCAGGAAGAGGAACAGGGAACUACAGCUCUUACUCUGAGGAGGAGCUAGAGGAGGGAGACCGAGGAACACGGAGUGGGGUUUUCCCACAGUGAUAAACUUGAGCAUGCUUUUAUUAUAUGUCUUUUUUAUGUUUAUUGCUAUUGAAAUGACUUGGUGGCAUGAUGAGGAUCUUUCUUUUUUCAUGACCCAUUUCUUAGUCCCAUAUCUCUACCUGGACCUUCCACAUAAGCAGAGGAUGUUGAUUUCUGCACACUUGAUUAGGUAUGAUUAUUGCAUUAAACCAGGAUAGUCUUUAUGUACCUGGACAUUUAAUGGUUUAAUAGCCAGCAAUCCAUUCAUGAGUUAAGACUUCAAAAUCAACGAAUAGCUCCGGCUUAUAAUAUUUAACUGUAUGAUUACUAGUGAUUUAAAAAGUAUAGCAAUGUAAAGCCUGUGUCCCUGUUCGGUCACUGGCAAUACGACGAUUUAUUUAUAAAUGUACUUAGACUGUAUGAAUGGUUGGUAAUAGCACUUUCAAGGAAAAUAUCUUGAA